This is a messenger RNA of Aspergillus calidoustus, 3480 nucleotides long. The record is from the annotation of a GenBank genome assembly. Lineage: Eukaryota; Fungi; Ascomycota; Eurotiomycetes; Eurotiales; Aspergillaceae.
AUGGAGCGAGACUGGGUAGAACUAGUGCGCAUUCCGCUGCCCCCUCCGAAUCCGCACGCGCUGCCAACAAUAGCCACGACAAUUGCUUUCGACGAUGUGUCAGAACUUCUGUGGGCCGGAAAUGAAUAUGGCCGAAUUACGUCCUUCUAUGGCUCUGAACUCCAGAGGUAUACCUCCGUUCGAGCCCAUCCUGUCGCCGAUGGCCCUGUACGACAAAUAUUAUUCCACGAGAGGGGUGUCAUAUCACUUUCGUCGAAGAGUGUACAUAUGAUUACAAGACGCGGUCUCUCACAAUGGCAUGUCACCCACGAUGACUUUGCCGACCUCCGAUGUAUGAGCUUUACAGCUCAGACGAACCGGAUAAUAGUUGCAGGGUGCCAGAAAUCGAUGUUUACAAUUGAUAUCGAUAAAGGGAUAAUCAUCGACAAGCUACGAACGGAUCACCACUAUGUCAUUAUGAAGAAAAGUCGAUACCUGUGUGCUGCGACGGAUUUGGGAUCUGUCGAUGCACUAAGCUUGAAUGACUUCAGUAUUGUGAAAUCUUGGAAGGCGCACGGAGCGGCGAUCAACGACAUGGAUGCUCGAAAUGAUCUUCUGGUUACUUGCGGAUUUUCCGCCAGACAUGUCGGCUCUCCAAUAGUCGAUCCGCUGGCGAACGUGUAUGAUCUGAAAACUCUAUCUCCGUUACCCCCUAUCCCUUUUCACGCCGGAGCAGCAUAUGUGCGCAUGCACCCGAAGCUACAAACAACGGGUUUCGUGGCUUCGCAGAACGGUCACCUUCAGGUCGUUGACUUGAUGAACCCAAAUGCUUUUUUUGUUCGACCGGCGACCGUUACCUUCAUGCUGGGCAUUGAAGUUUCGCCAUCUGGAGAAGCGCUGGCCAUCAAUGAUGCAGAUAGCUCGCUUCAACUCUGGGGUUCUCCGGCAAAGAUCCACUUCAACGAAAUGAGCAAGGAGGUCGAAUUCGCUGAUGUCACUCCACGGCCUCCGCCCCUUGACUGGUCGCCCGAGACGCCAUUAAAUAUGAUUGGAAUGCCGUAUUACCAUGAGCGACUGUUCUCCGCAUGGCCUAGUCAUCUUGUAUUCGAAGUGGGAAGUCCUCCAGCUCCAAUAGAUCCGUCGAUCGUUCCUUACCUUCGUUCUGGAGAGAUUGGGCAAUAUGCCGCAAACCCGAAAAAAACUCGAAGAUAUCAAGUUGAGAACACUCGCGCCUUAGCAACAUCCGAACCCGCCCUUAUUGCGCCGAAGUUUUUGAGCGAAAAGGCAAGAGAGCAAAACAAAGUGAAGCCGGAUGGUCCUAUCAGCGACACCGCCGAUGCCCUCGCUGGAGCAAGGAUUAGCGGAGAACCAGAAGAUGACCCACUCCUCAAGUACAGCAACGUCGAAAUCAAGUAUAGUAGAUUCGGCGUGGACGAUUUCGAUUUCAGGUUCUAUAAUCAAACUACUUUCUCCGGAUUGGAAACCCAUAUCGCCAAUUCCUUUACCAACUCCCUCCUCCAGCUCCUCAAGUUCAUCCCGCUAAUACGUAACGUCGCUCUUCACCACGCUGCGACUUCUUGUAUAGCAGAAAGUUGUCUGCUUUGCGAAAUGGGAUAUCUCUUUGAUAUGCUAGAGAAAGCCAACGGUCAAAACUGCCAGGCUACUAAUCUGCUCAAAACCUUCAGUGGCUUCCGCGAAGCCUCGAAUCUGGGGUUGCUAGAAGAGAACCUCACUAACAAGUCGCUCUCGGCAGCUAUCCAGGCUGUAAACAGAUUUUUCCUUGGACAGAUUGCUCAGGACUAUCGGAAAAUUCUCCCAAACUCAGAUGAUCUCGAUGUCAGACUGACAACCUUAGCCACGGAAUCUAUUCGAUGCAUGUUCUGCCAGAAUGAAAUUGCAAGGCCUGGUAACACUCUUGUUAACGAGCUGGUUUAUCCGUCGGUCGAUAUAAAGCAAGCUCGUAGAAACUCCAAUUACCGGUUCUCUAGCAUUCUGAGAGCUAGUAUUGAACGAGAGGCACAGAACCGUGGGUGGUGCAACUAUUGCCGGCGAUAUCAGCAGGUUGUUAUCAGAAAAGCAGCACAUCGCAUGCCACUCGUCAUGAUGAUCAAUGCAGCAGUGAACAAUCCGAUGUGCCGACGUCUUUGGACUAUUCCGGGCUGGCUUCCAGAGGAGAUUGGAAUCGCCCUGGACAAGGGUCAGAUACAUUGCUUCGAAGGAGAAGAUUUGAGAAUGCGCAUCCAAGGGAAGAUGCCUGGACUGAUAGUAUACGAACUGGUUGGCCUGGUUGCGGAAAUCGACAUACCAGAACAUCAGAAGGCCCACCUAGUCUCAUUUAUCAAUGUGUCCAUUUCCUCUCGUGAGCAGGAGACCAGGAGCAGAUGGCACCUGUUCAAUGAUUUCUUAGUCACAGAGGUGGAUAAAGACGAAGCCCUACUUUUCAAUCAACCUUGGAAAUCGCCAUGCGUAUUGGCAUUCCAAGUGAAAGACGCGCGGCAUGUCGUGGAUGAUUCAUGGAAGAGCUUACUGGACACCACUCUGCUUUUCCGCGAUUGGUCGAUGAAUAAUGGUCGCCCUGUCGAGUCGCGUAUUAUGCUUUCUGAUGAUGAAAAGCCGAGUCCUGGAACUCCGGUUGCCCUCGAUACAGAAUUCGUCGAUCUCGAGAAAGCGGAGAUCAACGUCAAAGCUGACGGGUCCCAGGAAAUCGUGCGGCCAAAUAAGAGUGGACUUGCGAGGGUGUCUGUGCUUCGAGGUUCGGGAGUCCGAGAAGGAGCCCCGUUUAUUGACGAUUACAUCUCUGUCAAAGAGCCGAUUGUUGACUAUGUAACGCAAUACUCGGGUAUCAAACCCGGUGACUUGGAUCCGAGGACCAGUCCACACAACAUCGUCCCACUGAAAGUUGCCUACAAAAAACUGUGGUUGCUUCUUAACCUCGGUUGCAUAUUUGUCGGCCAUGGCUUGGCGUCUGAUUUCCGCAAGAUCAACAUCCAAGUCCCUAAGAAGCAGACAGUGGAUACACAAUACUUGUUCUUCCAUCCUGGCAAGAACCGACGGCUCAGUCUUCGCUAUUUGGCAUGGGCUGUGUUUAAGGAAUACAUCCAAGAAGAGCCAGCGGAAAACAAUGAGGGACAUGACUCUAUAGAGGACGCCCGCAUGGCCCUCCGCCUGUGGAAAAAGUUCCAAGAGUAUGAGGACGCAGGAAUCGUUAAUCAGAUGUUGGAAGAAAUCUUCCGCGAGGGGUCGAAGCUGGGCUUCAGGCCACCGCCUCGCAAUGGCGCAGCCACAGUUCUUUCCAGGCCUGGAACUGCAGUGACCAUGCAGAAUAACAGUGGUCGAAAUACACCUAGCACGCCUGAAGUUGGGGCUGCAGCUGCUUCCGCCGCCAGUGCGCCCGCGACUCCACGACAGGCCUUCCGACGGUCAAUUGCCUUGACGCCGAGUAACGGGACAUUUUCUGGACCUGGAUCAGGAGAGUUUUUUGGUGGCAGUCCACUGAAAUGA